Trifolium pratense (red clover) is the source of this 859-nucleotide messenger RNA. Its product is annotated as non-specific lipid transfer protein GPI-anchored 16-like. The record is from RefSeq and is a predicted model, not a curated record. NCBI's taxonomy places the organism in Eukaryota, Viridiplantae, Streptophyta, Magnoliopsida, Fabales, Fabaceae. The coding region runs from base 34 to 606 and encodes 190 amino acids. The transcript is spliced from 4 exons.
GUCCUAGCUAAAACUCACACAUCAUAUUCCAUCAUGGGACAACUAAGUUUAUUUCAAAUGAAAGUGAUAUCAAUGUUUCUUUUAAUCACUUCAGUAAAAUUUGUUUUAGGACAAAUUAGUACACCUUGUACAACAUCUAUGAUUAGUAGUUUCACACCAUGUGCAAAUUUCAUUACAGGAAGCACUAAUUAUAAUGGUUUAAUUACACCAUCAAGUAGUUGUUGUGAUUCAUUAGAGUCUAUGAUGAGUACUAGUAUGGAUUGUGCUUGUCUUUUAAUUUCAGCUAAUGUUCCAUUUCAAUUAUUACCUAUUAAUCGACUUCUUUCAAUCUUCCUUCCACAAGCAUGUAACCUUAAUGGAUUGCCUGCACAAUGCAAGGCUUCUGGUUCUCCAUUACCAGCUCCAGGCCCAGCCAUCUUUGGAUCAAAUGUCCCGUCUCUCCCGCCAACUAAUGGUUCUCCCUUGAGCCCACAGGCUGAUCCUAAAACCAUUGAGAUAUCUGAUGCUCCCAAAUCAACGAUUCUACAUUCAACAAUGGCACCAGCACCAGCAAAACUAGCACCAUUGAAGCAAAUUCAUCCACGAAAACUUCAAAAAGUUGGCUAGCUAGUACUCUUGAGUUUCUGAUAAUCAACUAUAAUAAUGUUUGUAUCCAUUUUCAUAUGAAAUUUGGAGUCUUUAUGUUUUCUUAAGAUAUAGUACUCCAUAUUAUUCUUCUUCUUCCUCAUGUCAUCCAAUUGCAUUUUGCAUUGAUAUGAGGUUGUCAUAUGAUGAUUCAUGAAGCAAAAUGAGUUUGUGAGUAUUCUUCGCUUUAUUAAUUAAAUUAUUUCUGCAAAUGAAAAUAUUCAUUUUAACUUUA